AUGUUUCUUUCUGUUCGAGCUUUCUUACUUUGUGUGUUUGCAUUUACUACACUCGUUACCUGUCUACCAGGUCGUCAUGGACCAACAAAAGUCACUGGGCUCGGUGUCCCAAUCUCAAAUACGGCCGCGAAAAAUGUGAUUGCGAAUCGAUAUAUUGUGGUGUAUAACAACAAUGCGACAGAUGACGAGGUCCAGACUCAUCAAGCGUCAGUCAUGACGAGCUUGCGGAAGAGGAGUUUGGUGAAGAGGACGUUGGAUGGGAAAGUGUUGAGUAAUCAGAUGAAUACCUUCUCGAUGAUGGGCUGGAGAGGAAUGGCUUUGGAGGCAGAUGAUGGGAUGAUAUUGGAUAUCGCAAGUUCGAGUAUGGUAUCAUUCAUUGAAGCAGACACGAUUGUCAAGACCACUGCCCUGGUUUCGCAAUCCAACAGAACUGCACCUGCAGGCUUGAACAGAAUAUCCCAUGCAGAUGGCUUGGGAACUGGAUAUGUAUUCGACAACUCGUCUGGAAGCGGGAUUGUGGCAUAUGUUGUUGAUACAGGCAUCAAGUUGCCGCAUUCGGAAUUCGCCGGUCGAGCAACAUGGGGAGCGAAUUUUGUCAACACUAAUCAGAAUACGGACGAAAAUGGCCAUGGUAGCCAUGUUUCCGGCACAAUCGGCGGAACCACGUACGGCGUAGCAAAAGCCGUGAGUCUUGUCGCUGUCAAAGUUCUCGACGCAGAUGGAGCGGGAACCAACUCUGGUGUUAUCCAAGGUCUCCAAUUCGUCGCCACGAAUGCUACAGCUCGAAUGCUCUCCGGUAAAGCAGUAACGAAUAUCUCAAUCGGAGGGUCGAAGUCCACGGCGCUGAACAAUGCGAUUGCAGCUUUGACAAAGGCGGGAGUUACAGUUGUUUGCGCGGCUGGGAACGAAUAUGUCGAUGCAAUUAAUACUUCACCUGCGUCUGCUGCUUCGGCUAUCACUGUUGGAGCGAUUGACAGUUCGUCUGAUGCAAAGGCUUCGUUCUCAAAUUUCGGGGCGUCAGUUGAUAUCUGGGCUCCGGGUGUGAAAGUGCAGAGCUUUGGAAUUACAAGCAAUACUGCUAGUACUAUCUUGAGUGGUACUAGCAUGGCAUCUCCUCAUGUAGCGGGUCUGGCAGCCUAUCUUAUGUCGCUCGAAUCACUCACUACCCCAGCUGCAGUUACUGCACGGAUAAAAGCCCUUGCUGGGACUACAGGCUCGAAUGCGACGGGAGUUAGUACCGGCACGACAACGUUGAUAGCAUACAAUGGCGAUGGAUUAUAGAAACUGCAUUACAUUAUAGAACACUGAUACCCAAGCUUACACAAUUUGCCUAUCUUAAAACAUCUCGAGAAAUUCAUGAGAGUAUUGUGUGACAGAAAGACAAACAACGCAGAAUUAUUGAGCUCCAAGAAUUUCUAAGUCGAAAGUCCAAGCGGAUUUCUCCUGAGCAUACAGUUCCCAAAACUUCUCUGCGAUGGCGGGAGGGUUGAGGUACGUGUCUUCUGGGCUGACGACUCCACCAACAUUGAGAAGUGCGAUAUGUAUGU
Messenger RNA from Mollisia scopiformis, 1547 nucleotides. RefSeq names its product putative subtilisin-like protease. Gene Ontology annotation, molecular function: serine-type endopeptidase activity. The transcript is spliced from 5 exons. Gene Ontology annotation, biological process: proteolysis. The record is from RefSeq and is a predicted model, not a curated record. Lineage: Eukaryota; Fungi; Ascomycota; Leotiomycetes; Helotiales; Mollisiaceae. Bases 1 to 1281 code for a protein of 426 amino acids.